AUGGAGGCACACAUUUCCCAGGGAUCAUCGCGGAGCAGAGAGUGCUCUAUCGGCGCUGCUGGUGAGAGACGGCGCAUGCGCGCUGGGGUGGCUGCGGACCUGGAGCUGGAGGCCGGAGAUCGGUGGAGGAUGAUGAUGGCAGGGGUCGAGGAGGCACCAGCGGAGGAAGAGGAGGAGGGGCCGGCAGAGGAUGAGGAGGAGGAGGAGGUGGGGCCGCCGGCAACCGCAUUUGUUGUGGCAGCAGUCGCCCCCUGCCCGCUGGACGAUGAUAACGGCGGCCUGGGCGUGGGCUCCAGCUGCCUCUGCGGCCGGCCCUGUGGUGGUGCACCCCAGCUGGAGCUGCCCGCCCGCCUCUCCCCCCACUUCGAGUGCGCCGUCUGCUGCAAGGCCUUCCCCAAGGCCUCCUACCUGGCCCAGCACCAGCGCGUCCACAGCGGCGAGCGGCCCUACUGCUGCCCGGCCUGCCCCAAGCGCUUCGCCCGCGCCUUCGAGCUGACGCGGCACCGCCGCAUCCACACGGGCGAGAAGCCCUACCAGUGCCCGCUCUGCCCCCGCCGCUUCUACUCCUCGGGCAACCUCAGCCAGCACCGGCGCGUCCACACCGGCGAGAAGCCCUACCGUUGCAGCCUGUGCCAGCGGCCAUUCGCCAAGUCCAGCAACCUGGUGGAGCACCUGCGCACCCACACACUGGAGAAGCCCUUCGAGUGCGCCCUGUGCCGCAAGCUCUUCCGCAACGCCGGCGGUCUGGCAAAGCACCGCUACCUGCACAGCGGCCGCAAGCCCUUUCAGUGCGCCGUCUGCGGCAAGGGCUUCGUGCAGCGGACCCACCUGCGCCGCCACCAGGCCACCCACCCACAGGCAGACGGCUGAGAGGGGCGCCCGUCGGACGUCCCGGCCUGGGAUGUGGCAGCCGGCACUCUACACCGGCGUGGGGCCUAAGCACGUCACGCACCGGGCCGCAGGGAUCUUCGGGCACAUAGGGGACAAGGGUGUGUGUCUGUGGGAU
This is a messenger RNA of Mobula hypostoma (lesser devil ray), 1006 nucleotides long. RefSeq names its product zinc finger protein 771-like. Gene Ontology annotation, biological process: regulation of transcription by RNA polymerase II. Bases 1 to 870 code for a protein of 289 amino acids. The record is from RefSeq and is a predicted model, not a curated record. Gene Ontology annotation, molecular function: DNA-binding transcription repressor activity, RNA polymerase II-specific; RNA polymerase II cis-regulatory region sequence-specific DNA binding. Gene Ontology annotation, cellular component: nucleoplasm. The transcript is spliced from 2 exons. Lineage: Eukaryota; Metazoa; Chordata; Chondrichthyes; Myliobatiformes; Myliobatidae.